Pseudoliparis swirei is the source of this 1769-nucleotide messenger RNA. RefSeq names its product cleavage and polyadenylation specific factor 4 (gene cpsf4). Gene Ontology annotation, molecular function: zinc ion binding; RNA binding. NCBI's taxonomy places the organism in Eukaryota, Metazoa, Chordata, Actinopteri, Perciformes, Liparidae. The record is from RefSeq and is a predicted model, not a curated record. The transcript is spliced from 8 exons. The coding region runs from base 294 to 1088 and encodes 264 amino acids.
AUCCACCGUUGAGAACCAACUGGUUGAGAACGAAGAGCAGUUUGUAACGAAAACAAAGUCAGAGACCGACUCAUGUUAGAGUGUUUCUCAUUAAGAAAACAGCCGUACGACGCGACGAAGAGCAGCAGCUUUGUGUGGUUCCGCACGAGGAAGCUCACUGAUUGUUGUUCUCUUAUUGGUUAGCCGAGCUAGCCCCGUUAGCCACUUUAGCUGGCUACCGAGCUCCGCCGCAAGCUAGCUUGAGCUAAACUAGCUCGAUCUCUUCGACCAGAGCGCGACCGACUACCGCAGACAUGCAGGACAUGCUGGCCAACGUGGACCACCUCAAGUUUGACUUGGAGCUGGCGAUGCAGCAGCAGCUCGGGGCGCAGUCGCUGCCCUUCCCCGGCAUGGACAAGUCCGGGUCGGCUGUGUGCGAGUUCUUCAUGAGAGCAGCGUGUCAGAAAGGUGGGAUGUGUCCGUUCCGUCACAUCAGUGGAGAGAAGACGGUGGUGUGUAAGCACUGGCUCAGAGGUCUGUGUAAGAAGGGAGACCAGUGCGAGUUCCUCCACGAAUACGACAUGACCAAGAUGCCUGAAUGCUACUUCUACUCCAAGUUUGGUGAGUGCAGCAACAAGGAAUGUCCGUUCCUGCACAUUGAUCCAGAGUCCAAGAUCAAAGACUGUCCCUGGUAUGACCGAGGCUUCUGCAAACACGGUCCUGACUGCAGACACAGACACACAAGGAGGGUGAUCUGUAUGAACUACCUGGUGGGCUUCUGUGCAGAAGGAAAAUCCUGUAAAUUCAUGCACCCUCGUUUUGAAUUGCCUAUGGGAGCUUCUGAACAGCCUCCUCUACAACAGCAAAUGCAGAACCAGACGAAGCCUCUUCCGAUGCUCGGUCGCUCGUCGCUCUCUCUUAUCCAGCUGACCAACUCCAGUAUGCGGCCGCAGAACCACAUGCAUAUGGCUCCUCCUCAGCAGAACAACAUGUCUGGCAACAGAGGGCCUCGGCCACUGGACCAGGUCACCUGUUACAAGUGUGGUGAGAAGGGCCACUAUGCCAACAAAUGCACUAAAGGCCAUCUCGCCUUCUUGAGUGGACAAUAACCGUCCACCUUGAGGACCAUGUGGAGUCACCCCUUUGCUCCACAGGUUGAACUGAAAGACUUUGACUGCUACGUGUGAGUUUAUACAGACACGGGCAGAAGGAAAAAUAAACAUACUUCUAUUUGUUGUGGGUACGUGGAAGUAAAAAAGAUCGUGGAAGAAAAAGACGAGGUCACAAUCGGUGUGGCUGUGGUCGAAUGACUUGUGCGUGUAAGUCUUGGUGGUUUUGUACUGUAUAGCACACUGAAUAUUUAAUCACACCCAGGGUCCAACAGUGGUGUAGUCCUGUAACAUGUUCCAGCAUCUUUACAGGAUAUAUACACGUGUUUCCUUGGGUCAUGUGACUGCAUCAGUGACACCAGACCGGACUUUCUAUUCUGCUACUUCUAGUAAAAUCCGUGUAAAUGAAAAUUAAAAAAUAGAUGUGGGAAUGUAAAUUCAUGCCGUUUCUACUCUACUGCAAUUAAUCAGAGCCCAAAUCCUCAGUGCAGAGGUUUUAGUUAAAAUCAGACAUUUUAAAUCCUGGGAAUGUGUUUUUUUUUUACCAGGUUGCCCUUUGUUAUUAAAGCUCUCAAAACCAAGAAUUGCAAAGUUGUAUUGGAAGUCUGAACAGUUCCAUAAUGUGUAGUGUUUUUCCAAUAAUGUGUACAGUGUUUCUCCAAUAAAUGUCUUUGUUACAGA